This is a messenger RNA of Beta vulgaris subsp. vulgaris (sugar beet), 3724 nucleotides long. RefSeq names its product putative disease resistance protein RGA3. Gene Ontology annotation, molecular function: ADP binding. NCBI's taxonomy places the organism in Eukaryota, Viridiplantae, Streptophyta, Magnoliopsida, Caryophyllales, Amaranthaceae. The record is from RefSeq and is a predicted model, not a curated record. The transcript has a single exon. The coding region runs from base 1217 to 3388 and encodes 723 amino acids. Gene Ontology annotation, biological process: defense response to other organism.
AAUUGAUUUGACAAAACAGGAGAUUGUCAAACAUUUGGGGGAAGCUGACACACAAUAUUUCUGCAUACCUUGCACUCACUAGAUACACACUUAUUUUUGUGGAGCUGUCACGAAUGAACAACGUACUUUGCUCACAACUCCCAUUAUUUUACUCACACUUACAAAUUGGAAGCCAAUGCCUAUAGUUAUACUACUACUUGAUGUAUAUGCAUGUCACCAACUCACCAUACAAGGUUUAUGUAGAUGUUCUUUGAGCUUCAUGAUUAUUUAUUUUACCAGAACCUUCAAAGUCAGUGUCAGUGGUCCAGUGGACUGGAGAGUUAUGGCUCUAAGUUUUUUAUGGAAGAUUAUUUGUCAAUUGGGGUCCUUGAACACCGAAUAAAUGACGAAUGCUGUGGACCUGCAUCAUAUCAUGCUGGCACUAGUCUCUUUUACUAUUUUCCAUGCUAGUUUUUGCACAAAGAAAUCUUCUCAGUUCGCUUUGUAAUUUUAGAGUGUGAAUACUGUGAGAGGUAAUUGUUAGAGAUACGAGAUAUAAUCAAUAUGGAAACACUGAUUCUCGUCUCACGCCCGUCAACCUUGACAGAUCACACAGAAGAGGACUUGGUAGUCUGCAGGAACAACUCAUCUAUGCAGCAACAAUUUUUUUUUUAUUAAUCUAGCUGCAGGGACCAGCUUGACCUCCGUAAGAAAUAGUAUAAGUUCUCUUGGUAUUUGAUAAAUCAUGAAUGUAUGAUGUAUCUUUACCAAAGCUUGAAAUAAGAUUCUUUAGAUUGAAAUUAUGUCCAAGUUGGUAACAACUUAUUCUAAAAAUAGAGCUUAUUUACUAUACCUUGAGAAGACUAUUAGCUGUUGUAAUGAGUGACGUUGAAUUAAAUAAAAUAUCAUUAGUUCCUGUCAUGGCAGGCUGUAAGAGAUGCCUAAAUAGACUUCUCUGUGUGUGAAAAGCUAGACAAAUUUGACUUACAUGGAAGGUGACUUAUUAAAACAAAAUUAAUAAUAUGAAAACUUAAAAGCUUAGGAUCACCUUUUUGAUACAGUACAUUGACUGAUAAGUACAAUUCUAAUUUUGGAAGGUCAUGAAUUUACUGAUUUUUCAUUUUAGUCAACAAAUUGUGUAAGGCAGGGAACUGCAUACUGUAUACAUAUCCAGCAUUAUAAACUUGAUUUUGCUCAAAGGAAACAGCUUACAGAGAAAAAAAAUAGAGGGAAAAGAAUGGCAGAAGCUAUUGUAUCUGAUAUUGUUGUGAAACUUUUGGUAUAUAUGGGGGAAUCAAUGGUUGAAAAGAUAGCUCCCUACUUCAAUGGGAGAAAUAAACUAGGAAAGCUUGAGCAGACAAUGAGGAUGAUCCAGGCUCGCCUUCUUGAUGCAGAGAGGCUAAGAGAAGCCGAGAAUGGAGCUUUAGUCAAGUUGUGGCUCAAAAGGCUCAAACAUGUACUCUACCGACUGGAGGAUUUAAUGGAAGAGAUCAUUGUGGUUGAUGAAGGGAAUGAGCAAAUGUCUGGAGGUAAGCUCACUAAACCUUUUCAUGCUUGUUUUUCAAUCUCAAGUUCCUUUAAAACAACUAGAAAAUUGGCUAUAGAGGCUAAGGCUAUUGUGGAGGCGUUGAAAGCCAUCACAUAUGAAAUGCACAGCCUUAACCUUAGGGUACAUCCUGUCCAUGAACAGCACUCAGAUAAUCUGACAUAUAGGAGAGUGAGAGUAACACACUCUUUUGUAUUGAAGGAAGAAGUGAUUGGUAGAGAGGCUGAUAAAAGGGAAAUUGUUCAAAUGGUUUCAGACUCUGAUAAUAUUGAGGGAAACCAUGUCUCAGUCAUUCCGAUUGUUGGGAUUGGUGGACUGGGAAAAACAACUCUAGCCCAACUAGUCUUUAAUGAUGAAAAUGUUCAAAAACAUUUUGAAUUUAAAUGCUGGGCAUGCAUCUCUGAGAUUUCUAGUUCGGAAGAGUUAGUAAGAAAAAUUCUCAGAUCUGUAUCUAAUGAUGAUUUUCACCAUGUAAACAUGGAACAACUUCAAAUCCAACUGCAACGAAUGAUCCAUAACAAGAGAUACUUGCUCGUGUUAGAUGACAUAUGGGAUGAGGAUCGUGAGAGAUGGCUUCAUUUGAAGCGUUUGUUGUACAGUGGUAAACCAGGAAGCAAGAUAAUUGUUACCUCAAGGUCCAGAGUAGUGGCUAUAAAUAUGGGUACAGUAGAACCUUAUGAAUUGAAGGGCCUAUCAGAGGAUCAGUCUUGGGAGUUGUUCAAAAGCCUAGCAUUCAAAGAAGGAGAAGAGGAGAGAAACCAAAAGCUGGCCAGCAUAGGCCGGGAGAUUGUUGACAAAUGUGCCAACGUUCCACUUGCCAUUAGGACUAUAGCUGGCCUUCUUUAUUCUAAAGAUACCGAGACAGAAUGGGAGUCUUUUAGAGAUGGUGAGCUGAGAAUGAUAGAACAAAAUGAAGGCAGUAUAAUGUCAACUUUAAAGCUUAGCUAUGACCACCUACCAUCGCAGUUAAAGCAAUGCUUUGCAUAUUGCUCUGUCUUUCCCAGGAAUUAUGUAUUUAGGAAACAAUAUCUGAUUGAUCUUUGGAUGGCCCAAGGGUUCAUUAUGUCAUCACAUGACAGCCAAAGCCCUGAGGAUGUUGGUGAUGUAUAUUUUAUGGAAUUAUUAUUCAAAAGAUCUUUCUUCAAAGAUGAUGUUCGAGGUGAGGAUGGUGAUAUUAUCAGCUGUAAAAUGCAUGAUUUAAUGCAUGACUUGGCACAAUAUAUGGCGGGAGAAGACUCUGAUGUAGUAUCUGGGUCAAAAUUACAGGCAAAUGACAACAUUCGGCAUGCAAGUAUUUUUGUGGGCUCCUCUUGGGAAGUUCCCUCUUCAGUGCUUGCAGCCAAGCAAAUGCGAUCUCUUCUUCUCCUAUCGCAUACUACAUUAGUGAACAUGAGUGCAACCUUUUCAAGUUUGAGGUGCCUUCGUGCACUAGACUUGCUUAAAGCUGAUUGUGAAAGCCUUCCUAGCUCUGUAGGAAAGCUGGUGCACCUAAGGUACUUCAGACUUGGUUGGUCCAUUGUAUUUCUCUCUGAGUGCAUGACGAUGCUACACAACUUGCAGACUCUGGAUCUUCGGGUAUGUAACCAGCUUAAAGAAUUUCCGAGGGGCUUUCACAAAUUGAUCAAUCUAAGGCAGUUGUAUAAUGAUAAAAUUGGAUUGAAGGAUUUGCCACUGAGAUUUGGGCAGUUAACAUCUCUUCGCACAUUAGAUAAAUUUGUGGUGGGGAAAAGUAAUGGUUUAGAUGCUCUGGCUAACUUGAACAAUCUUGCUGGAAAAGUGGAGAUUUAUAUAAAAGAAUAUCGUAAAGAAGCUGUAUCUGAAGCAAUGAUGGCAAAUUUAGAAGGUAAGAAGCUUGCUGAGUAGUAUUAAGAUGGUCAUCCUCGUAUGAAGAUCCAUGUACUGAUGCAGCACAUGAUGAAGAAAUUUUGGUGUUAGAAUACCUGCAGCCCCCUCCAACUCUCAAAAGGCUACAUGUUUUAGCCUGGAAGGGAGUGAGGUUUCCAAGGUGGGGCAUUGAUGCGUCACCUUGCUAUCUCAUGAACCUUAUUUCUUUGAGUAUUCGAUUUUGCCAUAGAUGCCAAUGUCUCCCUCCCUUGAGUCAACUGCCUCAUCUCAGGUUUCUCGAACUUGCGUACCUUGAAGUGCUGGAAUACGUAGAUAUUGGUGGCAGUAAAAUCAGUCAUAGUGGUUUUACUUCUG